Colletotrichum spaethianum is the source of this 1020-nucleotide messenger RNA. Its product is annotated as deoxyribonuclease Tat-D. The record is from RefSeq and is a predicted model, not a curated record. Gene Ontology annotation, molecular function: 3'-5'-DNA exonuclease activity. Gene Ontology annotation, cellular component: cytosol. NCBI's taxonomy places the organism in Eukaryota, Fungi, Ascomycota, Sordariomycetes, Glomerellales, Glomerellaceae. The transcript is spliced from 2 exons. Bases 1 to 1020 code for a protein of 339 amino acids.
AUGGCACCGGAACCGGAUCUGCUAGUCGGCUUCCCGGCAAAAGCACCGGCGAAGCCAACUACCAAGCUGCGCUUUGCAGAUGUCGCUGUCACAGGAACAGCAAAAGACUUUGCAGGCUUCUAUAGAGGCAAGCAGUACCAUCAACCGGACUUUGAUGCCGUCCUCGACCGCGCCCUGGCCGCGGGUGUCGAGAAGGUGAUGCUGACCGGCAUGUCCCUUAGUGACGCGGUGACCAAUAUUUCCAUUGCGAAGUCGCGGCCGGCGGGGACCUGUUUUGUGACUAUCGGUAUCCACCCGUAUCAUGCAACCGAACCGGAUGCUGAGGAGGAUGGCGGCGAGGACGGGCAUUUCAAGAAGUUGGCGCAGACCGUCCGCAACGCUCUGGAGCCUACGAACGAAGGGCCUCGGUCAGUGUUGGCGGCCUUCGGCGAGCUUGGCCUCGAUUACGACCGUCUCAACCACGCCUCCAAGGAGGCACAGAUCCGCACCUUUAGACGCCAAUUGGACCUCUUUGCUGAGGAAAAGUUCGAUCUACCCCUAUUCCUCCACUGCCGCGCCGCGUUCGAUGACUUUGUGGACGUCGUCAAACCCUACCUCCCUAACCUGCCCCGCCGAGGACUCGUUCACUCUUUUGUCGGCACCUCAGUCCAAAUGAAAGCCCUCGUGGAGAUGGGAUUCGACGUCAGCGUCAACGGCUUCAGCUUUCAGGACAAAGAGAGCCUGGAGAUGGUGCGCGAGAUCCCACUGGAGCGAUUGCAGAUCGAGACGGACGCGCCCUGGGGCGAGAUCCCCGCUGGUUCGGAAGUUGCGAAAACAUUUCUUACCAAUGCGCCUGCUUUGCCGCAGAGUAAGAAAAAGGACAAGUUUGAAAUGGGACUGAUGGUAAAGGGUAGGAACGAGAGUUGUACUAUCGAUAGGGUGGCUUUUAUUGUGGCGGGGUUGAAAGGAUUGAGUGUCGAGGAGGUGGCUGAUGCUGCUUGGCGGAACAGCGUCAACAUGUUUGGGCUUGGUGAGCUAUGA